CACGUUCGGGCGGCCCGGACGCAGGCGGGGUGGGCCGACGCUGCUGUGAGAGGGCGCCCGAGGUUGUUGGAGAGCGAACCAGCCAAGGAGGCGGGGAGGUUGUGGCCGCGCUCGCCGGCUCCCUCGCUGCUCGCCGGCUCGCCGGCUCGCUCGCUUCCCAGCGCCCCUGCAGGUCCGCCUGCGUUUCCUGCUUUGCCUGCCGCUCUGUGGCGCUUCGCCCGACCAGCAGCCGGGUGACCGGGUGCCUGUUCGGCGUGGGAGGCGUGAGCGGCAGCGGACCCUGCGCGGAGGGCGAGCCGGCGCCACACCUGUGGAGCCCGCGGCCGUCGGGGCUGCGGACUGGGCUGCGGCCGCGCGCGUGUUCGGGGCUCCGGGCCGUGGGGCAGACGCGCCCCCGAGCCGAGCGCCGCGGGCAGCAUGGGGCUCCCCGCGUUGGAAUUCAGCGACUGCUGCCUCGACAGCCCACACUUCCGAGAGACUCUCAAGUCGCACGAAGCGGAGCUGGACAAGACCAACAAAUUCAUCAAGGAGCUCCUCAAGGACAGCAAGACGCUCAUCACCGCGCUCAAGAAUUUGUCUUCAGCGAAGAGAAAAUUUGCAGAUUCCUUAAAUGAAUUUAAAUUUCAGUGCAUAGGAGAUGCAGAAACAGAUGAUGAGAUGUGUAUUGCAAGAUCUUUGCAGGAGUUUGCUACUGUACUCAGGAAUCUUGAAGAUGAACGGAUACGAAUGAUUGAAAAUGCCAGUGAGGUACUCAUUACUCCCUUGGAGAAAUUUCGAAAGGAGCAGAUUGGGGCUGCCAAGGAAGCCAAAAAGAAGUAUGACAAGGAGACAGAGAAGUAUUGUGGCAUCUUAGACAAACAUUUGAAUCUGUCUUCCAAAAAGAAAGAGUCUCAGCUUCAGGAGGCAGACAGCCAAGUGGACCUGGUCCGGCAACACUUCUAUGAAGUAUCCCUGGGAUAUGUCUUCAAGGUGCAGGAAGUUCAAGAGAGGAAGAUGUUUGAGUUCGUGGAACCUCUGCUGGCAUUCUUGCAAGGACUCUUCACCUUCUAUCACCAUGGUUAUGAGCUGGCUAAGGAUUUUGGUGACUUCAAGACGCAGUUGACAAUCAGCAUACAGAAUACGAGAAAUCGUUUUGAAGGCACUAGAUCAGAAGUGGAAUCACUAAUGAAAAAGAUGAAGGAGAAUCCUCUCGAGCACAAGACCAUCAGCCCUUAUACCAUGGAAGGUUACCUCUAUGUGCAGGAGAAACGUCACUUUGGGACCUCUUGGGUGAAGCACUACUGUACCUACCAACGGGAUUCCAAACAAAUCACCAUGAUACCAUUUGACCAAAAAUCAGGAGCCAAGGGGGGGGAAGAUGAAUCAGUUACCCUCAAGUCCUGUACAAGGCGGAAGACCGAUUCUAUUGAGAAGAGGUUUUGUUUUGAUGUAGAAGCAGUAGACAGGCCAGGGGUUAUCACCAUGCAGGCGUUGUCGGAAGAGGAUCGGAGACUCUGGAUGGAAGCCAUGGAUGGCCGGGAACCUGUCUACAAUUCAAACAAGGACAGUCAAAGUGAAGGGACUGCACAGUUGGAUAGUAUUGGCUUCAACAUAAUCAGGAAGUGCAUCCAUGCUGUGGAAACCAGAGGGAUCAAUGAGCAGGGGCUCUACCGAAUUGUGGGGGUCAAUUCCAGAGUUCAGAAACUGCUGAGUGUUCUGAUGGACCCUAAAACAGCUUCUGAAACAGAUACAGAUGUCUGUGCCGAAUGGGAGAUAAAGACCAUCACUAGUGCUUUGAAGACCUACCUAAGAAUGCUGCCAGGACCACUCAUGAUGUACCAGUUUCAAAGAAGUUUCAUCAAAGCAGCAAAGCUAGAGAAUCAGGAGUCUCGUGUCUCUGAAAUCCAUAGCCUUGUUCAUCGACUCCCAGAGAAAAAUAGGCAGAUGCUACAGCUGCUCAUGAACCAUUUGGCAAAUGUUGCUAACAACCACAAGCAAAAUUUGAUGACAGUGGCAAAUCUGGGAGUGGUGUUUGGACCCACACUCCUGAGGCCUCAGGAAGAAACAGUAGCAGCCAUCAUGGAUAUCAAAUUUCAAAACAUUGUCAUUGAGAUUCUCAUCGAAAAUCAUGAAAAGAUAUUUAACACCGUGCCUGAUGUGCCUCUCACCAAUGCCCAGCUGCACCUUUCCAGGAAGAAAAGCAGUGACUCCAAGCCCCCAUCCUGCAGUGAGAGACCCCUGACACUCUUCCAUGCUGUGCAGUCCACAGAGAAACAGGAACAAAGGAACAGUAUCAUCAACUCCAGUUUAGAAUCUGUCACCUCGUCAAAUACCAACAGCAUCCUUAAUUCCAGCAGCAGCUUACAGCCCAACAUGAACUCCAGUGACCCAGACCUGGAUGUGCUCAAACCUACUCGGCCCAACUCACUCCCCCCGAAUCCAAGCCCAACUUCACCCCUCUCGCCAUCUUGGCCCAUGUUCUCGGCGCCAUCCAGCCCUAUGCCCACCUCAUCCACGUCCAGCGACUCAUCCCCCAUCAGGUCUGUUGCAGGGUUUGUUUGGUUUUCUGUUGCUGCCGUUGCUCUCUCAUUGGCUUGGUCCUCUCUUCAUGCAGUGUUCAGCCUCCUCGUCAACUUUGUUCCCUGCCAUCCAAACCUGCAUUUGCUUUUUGACAGGCCAGAAGAAGCAGUUCGUGAGGAAUACAGCACACCAUUCCGGAAGGCCAAAGCCUUGUAUGCCUGCAAAGCUGAACACGACUCAGAACUUUCAUUCUCAGCAGGCACGAUCUUCGAUAACGUACAUCCGUCUCAAGAGCCUGGCUGGUUGGAGGGGACUCUGAAUGGAAAGACUGGCCUCAUCCCUGAGAACUACGUGGAGUUCCUCUAACCAUGGGCCCCAGCACAACUGCUGAGCUUUCCAUGGUAUCCAUGACAACAGCUGAUUCCAGUGUUUGGAGGCCAUUUCUCUUUGCCACUGAGAAAUGGAAGGUGACUGACUCUGCUGCUACCUGUCAACACAGAUGUUUCUGUGAACUCCAGUAUCACCCAGUCUCAUGAUCAUCUCAGCUGAAAUGCAGUGAUACUACCAGAAACAAGUAAAUUGGCAGGAGACUUUUCAGCGCUGUUAACUGAGACAGACAUGCAAAGCUAUUUCUCUUGUAGUACCCAAACUAGGAAGCAAUCAUUUUGUUUUGAUAGUCAUCCAAAGCCCAAGCCUUUUGAAAGAAGUAAGUUAUAAGUAGUCCCCUAGAAGCUAAUAAGACUGAAUAGUGGCUUCAGAGUUGGGUCCACUGCUCUUGUUUACAGUAAGGACUGUCUACCCCACCUCAAUGUACUAGAGACUCACAUUGCUACAGGCAGCAGGUCUGUUUGUUUGCAUGCAGGCUGGAGAGGAGUGAUGGCACUGUUUACAUAAAAUCCAAUCUCUCACCAUCUCUGAAGCAGUCUGUUGGCCCAGCAUCAGCAUAAUUCAACCCAGCCUUCUCUUAUAUACCUUCCACACCCCCCACCCUUAAAGCUAGGAACUUCUGCCACCAAGGACUGCAUCACCAAGUAACCAUGGCAACUCAGCCUACUGUAAAACCAGACCAAACCAAAAAAUAACACUCUCUCUGUAUAAUGUUUUUUUUUCUCCUUCACUCACCCCACUGUGAUAGGGUUUUUUUUUUGUUUUGUUUUGUUUUGGUUUGGUUUGUUUGUUUUGCUUUUCCGAUAAUCCAAAGCAGAUGAUCGAGGUAUAGGUCUACUUGGGGAAGACAGAAUAGUCACUAUUUCUUUACUGAUGAAUUUCAGCAGCAUCAGUCAGGAUACAUUUGUAGCAAACUCUAGUAACCUCUUGAGUUUAAAUUACAUAUUGGCAUAACGUUUCUGUUCUUUAUGCAAGCAGUGUUUGCUUUUUAGAGGGCAGUGUGCUGCCUUCCCCUGUAUAAUACCUUCCCUUAGACUCACUCCUUUUCGCCUUCCUCUUUCCCUAUCCUGACUGGACUCUGACCCAUCACUGACCAGCAACCUGACAGUGUCCAAGACUGCUGAACACUGGUGCCCUGCUGAUUUUUUUAGGAAAAAUUUCAACAGAGUGUGUGUGCACAUUUUCACUGCCACUAUGACAAAAAGGGAAUUGUUUUUCAGGCUUUUGAGCCAUAAGACUAAUAACAUAGGCCAUUUGCCACUCGGGAGGUCAUCAAAAUGUGGGGUCUUGGAAGCUGGGCUAGGUACAUCUUGAGAAAAAGAAUUCUCUGGUCCAGUGGGGUCUGGGUAGAACAACACCUCAGGUGGGGAAGUAUAACCUGGAUAUUUCAAAGUCACUUGGCCACCAAAGAACAGAGUUCCCAAUAUCUUCCAUGCUUGAAUGUCCUGGCAAAAGUGACUCUGAGCAGAGGUACCACAAGUCAACAGACUGUCAAGCUUGCCAGGAGCCUCUUGAGCUGGCAUCAUUGUUCCACAGAGUGUUUCUUGCUUCCAGAAUUAAGUUUUAGGGAACUUUAAAAAGAAAAGAAAAACUUGAAUUGUGUUGAGUUACUGUACUUUUGAUUUUUUUUUUGAAAACACAAACUUGUAAAUAGAGUGAUUUCAAAUCUUAUAUGACAAAAUUUUAUAUUUUAUAUUCUUUAAGCUAAUUGCUCUACACAUUUAAGCUUUGAUUGCUGAACACAUGUUAUGAGGGGGGAGGGAGGAAGCCUUGUUAAAGAGGAUUAAGGUCUUCCCCUCUUUAGCUCUGAGGAAGAAAAUAUUUCUGCAUACUCUUUGCUGACUUGUAGAUGAGCAUGUUUGAUGAUGCUUAGUCUUCUUUAUGAAGCUGUGGUUUUGACCAUUUCUUGGGCUUUGGAUUUGGAGAUGGAAAGAGUGCAUCUUCAGGCAAUCAAUUUUUUUUUUUCUUUUCAAAGAACUCCUACUCAAUAAGAUGAAGCUCAGGAUUUAAAUAGGUGGAGCCGGGGGUUAGACUUUUUUUUUCAUUUUUUCUUCUCAGGUGUAAUUCUUGAUACCCCAAGAUAUCAGAAAAGAAGGAGAUUGGAUAAUUAUGUAUUCCUUACAUCAAACCCUUCUGCACGUCUUCUAUAGCUUUAUAAAAGAGACCAUGCCAGUUUUCAAGUUUUAUGUGCAUCUAUGUUUUAAGAGAAACUGAUUUCUUGAGACCUUUAGUUCUUAAUCUGCUGCUGCUUCCUCUUUCCCUAAACAUAUUUAUGUCUUUCACAUUCAUCUCAGAUUUCUAUAACCCCCCCCCCCAAAUAAGAGAAAAACUUCAAAGAGAGAUGGAGACUCUAUGUUACCUUCAUGAAUGACUUUAAAGUACCUAGGAGUUUCUCACUAUGGUUAAGUUCUUCAGCUCAAGGAUUAUACAGCUAUUGUUAAAGGAUUCAUCCAGGAACAAGCAAAAUGCUAUCAUUGAAUCAGGGAUCAAGAAUCAAAGGGAAUAAGACCAAGGGAGUCCUCUGGAAAGCAAUCCUUGAAAACCCAAAGAGAAAGGGACUAUAUGAACAGGCUACAACAACUUCCCAUGGAUUUUUAACAUCUUGGGGAUCUACUCAAAGGGGCCUGGGAGCAAAGCACACUCAUAUACCACUGUCUUUUUUUUUUUUUUCCAAAUCACAGCAUGCAACAUAAUUUUUUCUAACACAAUGAAUAUUUUAAAUUGUCAUCUUCCUCACUGGAAGCUUCAGGGGAGCUAUCAUAGAGGAACAGAAGAAGACCAAGUCCCUGGCUUUGGGAGUUCCUCACUGAAGCAUACCUGUGGACACUUGGCUCCCAGCUUGAACACUUGGAAGUAUGUCCCUCUCUUCCCAGUUGGCCCUGGUUGUAAGCUGAAGGGAAGUGGAGCUGCUGCCAAUGGGAAUUUUUAGGUUGGCCCUUUCAGCUUCCUUAGGCCAUGCUGAGCCUGUGACAGAUGGCUCUGCUUCCCUUUCCCCAGCCAGGCUCACCUCCUCCCCUUUAGCUACAGAACUGGAGCAACUGUUCAGAACACAAGCCAACAAAUAGGAAAGAACUCUAAGACUUAAAAUAGACUUUACCCUCUCUAUGAUCUAUGCCCCCAGCUCUUCUUACCUCUGCUUAAAUAGGGAACUUUGGGACAGAAUAGCAGAGUAAACUGGGCCUCAGAGUAGACUGGGCUAUUGACUAGAGUCCCUGAGCUUGCCAAGAGUCUGUUUUCUUCUUUUGUAAAACCCUGGGAUCAAUUAGACAUAUAUAGCCUGACUACUUUCAAUCAGGCUCUUACUUUUCCUUUAAGGAUUCACAGAAUCCCAUAGCUACAGAAUGCCAUGCUAUGAGAAGAUGGAUAGUUUCAAAGCCCUGUAUCCAAGUGAGUAAAUUCUGGACUUACUCAAGUCCUGUGACUCUCCAUUCUGUGUUCAGAGUGUUGGACCCCUCUCUGUAGCAUAGUCUUUCUUGGUAUCUUAGAAUUGAGGCCCGUUUUUAGCUUCAUGUUCUAGCUUUUCUACAGCCAAUAUGUAUUUUCUUCUGUCAGAUCAAACUGUCUUUUUCAAUGUAAUUUCAGUUCAUCUCCUUUUCCUGAGUGUUUUUUGUACAGACAGUCUUUGAGAUAAGAAUGGCAAACUGGCCAUGGCAGAACCAUGUCAGUGGCAGGGCCAUUUCAGGAAUUUGCCUGGAAUGUGCAGCUGUAUUUUGCCAUAUCAAUAGCUCAAAGGGAAGUCCUCUGCCAACUUUGAUUUUGUGUUUCCAGAAAACAGCAAUCCCAAUCACACCAAAAGCUCUCUCUUGACUCAGAAACCACAAAAGCAUCCAUGAUUGAGGAUGUGGGAAGAUAGAAAUAAUCAGCAAAAAAAAAAAAAAACUCUGCCACCUUUUAAUGAUGGCCUGCUAAAAUCUUUUGCCCCUGACUUCUUCCAAAAGCAAGUCUGGAUCAUCCACUUUUAUAGACACAGGACACUUUGGUCAUCAGGCAUCCACAACUUGUGCUAAUAUUGAAUGUUUUAUGAGUAGCCAUCUUGCCUGGGUAUGUCAUUAGCAUUGAAGGAACCAAACAACCUCUUUGCAGUUUGACUUGAAUGCCCUUGGUUUUCUCUCUAGGGAAUAUCUAUCAACUCUGGUAAAGUUGACAUUAAUCAAUCACCUAGACAACCCUGUUCCACAUCUCUUUUAAGUCAUCUGGUGUCCUCUCACACACCCUGUGCUAGUGUUUGAAAAAUGUAUCUUUUCAUGCUCAAAUGUGUCUGGCAGUCACACUGAUCUGCUGGGUGCUGAACCACUUCUCUGUAAUUGUGGCAUCAAAAUGACAACAGAAGCAGAGCAAUGAACCUUGCACAAUCCUACAGCAUGCCUGAGACAAGACUUCAACAAGUAAUAAUUAGCUCUUUUUUUUCCUUUUGCCGCCUACAGUACUUGUCUAACUAAAGAGCUUCCCAAAGUAGAGUGAGAGGUCAGAUAAAGAAUCCACACGUCACUCAGAGCUAGUCCAUGCUGUCAUGUGCUCUUUUUAGUGGAAACACUUAUAUUCUUGAGAAGAAGUGUAUUGAAUGUAAAGCAAUGUUAGGAUCAAAGGAAAUGAUAAACCAUGCUGAAAAACUCUGAACCUUUGAAGGGAUAAAUACAGUUGUUAAUGAAGGAAAUUUUUUCACAGAAAAAAAGUUCAUGGCUGGUAUUUUUACAAAAUUUUAUAGCACACCAAAAAAAGAAUCCAUCUUUCAAAGGUUUUAAAGAGCAAAGAUUUGACAUAGCCAGAGACUAUGCAAGAGUGUCAAUUACUAUGAUGAUGUCAAAAUUCUCCUUAGUGUAGCCAGUGAGAACGAGACUACUGAUCCUCAAGGUGUCAGAAUCACCUGGAACAGCUAAAACAUUGUACAUCAUUCUGCAGCCAUCGAUUCUACAAUGUCUUCUAGACAGAUACCUGUCUAGAUGCAGCUUCCUUGGAUAUCCAGAUGUUAGGGGUCAACCUUGUACCUAUGAGAAAGGUCCAUCCAUUGGUUCCAAAGUGUACAUAUAUGAGUAUGUGUCUGUAAGUACAGUGUGAUUGACGUACAGAAACCCACAUAAGCCAGCAGCUGCUGAAUAGUCACAACCUUUGAAAUUUACAGGUUGAGAGUCAGAGAAAUAAGAAUAGGCUGUUGGUUAACUGUCAGUGAUAAAAUAUAUAAAUUAAGUGCCACUUUUCAACUUUAUUCAUAUUUAUCAAAUGGUUACUAGCAACAACUACAUUCCUUAACUUAUUGAAAGUUGAAAAAGAGUCACACUCAAACACUGAGUAGAAGAUACUAGACUAGUGUUUAAAAAAAACACUCUAAAAGACAUUUUGUCCAUAUUUUGGAGGAAAAAAAUUACUCGCAUGUUUAAUUCAUAGUUUAGGCUACCUUUGAGUAUACUGUAAAGUGCUGUGUGAUAUAUCAGUAAAGUACUUAUAAAAUGGCACUUUAAUGUUUUUCAGAACCAUUAAUAAUGCACUCUUUUAAACUUCAGUUCAGUAUUGAGUAUUGACUGGUGUGUAGGAUCCAGUUUCAUAAUUAGAAAAUAAUCUAUGCCUAGAAUAGAACUUCUUCCCUGUUAUUAGUAAAAACAAUUUUGCCAUGUUCAGGCUUUUUAAAAACUGUGUCAAUAAGUGUAUCUGGAAAAAAAAAAGUGUGUAUAUAUACAAUUUCUGUUGAAUGGCCUCUGAAAUUCGGGCUGGUUUAUGUGACAAUCCCUUGAAAUGAGUGGAAGUGUGAUUUUUGAAUUAAAAGAUUUUUCCAUUUGG
Erinaceus europaeus (western European hedgehog) is the source of this 8658-nucleotide messenger RNA. RefSeq names its product Rho GTPase activating protein 26 (gene ARHGAP26). Gene Ontology annotation, biological process: signal transduction. The transcript has 23 exons. Gene Ontology annotation, molecular function: protein binding; GTPase activator activity. Gene Ontology annotation, cellular component: cytoplasm. The coding region runs from base 418 to 2865 and encodes 815 amino acids. The record is from RefSeq and is a predicted model, not a curated record. NCBI's taxonomy places the organism in Eukaryota, Metazoa, Chordata, Mammalia, Eulipotyphla, Erinaceidae.